CAUUAGUGCUAGGUAGCAAAGCUGACAGACGCGAAGCGCCUCCUCCAUCCAAUUGCACCGCUUCACUCUGCCCAAUUUACCCAACCGCCAGUACGCAUAUAAAUACCAUGCGUCUAUAUCUCUGUCACUGCUGAACCUGGAUCGGGAGAGGCAAAGUUCAGGCGGCACUACUGGCACGCUACUUACCCCGGCGCCACUUGCUUCGCACCGCUUGGCACGCCAACGCCAAGCAUUCUAGCAGCAUUAGUUGCCGCUAUACUUGAUUAGCUCAUAGACGGCCCGUCGUCGGUGCUCCCGACGUCUCGCGCGACUCUUACCAUCGCGCACAGCGGGCGGCACAUUGGCGACGCACAGACGCACUACGCGACCUACUUCUCGCGACGACCCAUCAUCGCGCUGGCUCCUCGGACCUUAGGAUUCGCGGCCGUCGCGACAGGGCUCUAGGAGUUAGAUGAGCAGGCGGUACUAUGACGACUCGGACAGCGACGUCGACUUGCGCUCCGGCCGCUCGCGCUCGUCGGCGUCGCGCCGCUACGACUACGGCGCGAAGCGCAAGGAGGCCAGUCGGCCCUGGACCCAGGAGGAGACGGACUGGCUCAUCACGGUAGUCUCGCGCCUGGGCACCGACAACUACGAUGCCAUCAAUUGGCAGGAGGUGGCGAGGCAGGUGCCCGGCCGCACCGGCAAGCAGUGCCGCGAGAAGUGGAAGAACGACCUUCGGCCCAACAUCAGCAAGGACCCCUGGUCACUCAAGGAGGAGUACGUGCUGGCGCUGGCGCACAGCCUGCACGGCAACCGCUGGAGCGAGGUGGCGCGCUACCUGCCCACGCGCCCCGAGAACACCAUCAAGAACCGCUGGUAUGCCACCAACCGCGCCAAGGCCGAAGUGAAGCUGCGCACCUUCCUGUGGCUCUACACCGACCUGGUGGACCGCCAGUCCUUCCCCGCCGGGCCCGAGGCCAUCGACCUGGCCCGCGACCUGUACCGCAAGCUGCCCGAUGUGGUGCCGCUGGAGGAGUUCGAGGUGCCCGUGGACUUUUACAUCGGCGAGUCGGGCCUGCCGUCGGCUGACACCCGGCCCGAGAUCAAGAUCAUUGGCCGCGGCAAGGCCAAGCCGCACGUGCCAGGAUCCACCCAGGUCGGCGGCGGCGGCAAGGGCGGCGGCAAGAGCAGCGGCGCCGCCAGCCGCGCGGCCCGUGCAGCGGCGGCGGCCACCGUCGCUGCGCCGUCCGGCAGCAACCCGUCCUCAGGCGCCGCCGGCGGCGCCGCCGCCGGCAGCGGCGGCGGCAGUGCUGGCGGCGGCGGCGGCGGCGCCUCUGAAGGUGACGCCAACUGCUACGUCAAGGUCGGCGGGCUGCUGCCUGGCGGCGCCGUCGCGGCAGAGAUGGUGCCCGCCGCCGGCUCCGCCGUCAAGCCGCCGGCGCCGCCGCAGCGCAAGCGCAAGGCCUCGGUGCUGGCGCUGGAGGCGGCGGCGGGCGCCGCCGCCAAGCCCGGCGGCUCUGGCGGCUCUGGCGGCUCCGGCGGGCAGCAGCGUAAGCAGCUGAGCGGCGAUGUGGCCAUGAAGCUGUCUGAGUCCACCCUGUCUGAGGAGGGCGCGGUGCGGCUCGGCGCAGUCGGCGGCGGCGCGGCGGCGCACAUGCAGCUGGGUGGCGGCGGCGGCGGCAUGGCGGCGCCGACGGCAUCUGCGACUGGCGGCGCGGCGCGGUCACCGCUGGGUGCCGACGGCAGCAGCGGCGGCAUUGUGGGCGGUCCGCACGGCCACGGCCACGGCCACAUGCACCCCGGCGGCCACCCCGGCAGCUACCCCUACCCGCACCCCUACCCGCACGCCCGCGCGCACUCCCCGGUGGAUGCGGAGCUGCUGUGGCAGACGGCCAUGGAGGGCUUCAGCGGCAGCCCCGCACGCAAGGUGCCUCGCAUCGGCGGCCCGCGGCUGAGCGCUGGCGGCCGCGGCGGCGGCAGCAGCGGCGGCAGCCACAUCACCUCGUCAGCCGGCGGCGGCGGCGGCGGCCUGUUCGGUCCCGGCGGCCCUGGCGGCCCCGGCGGCCCCAUGAUGCACCCUGGCGCCGGCGGCGGCUACCCUGGCGCCGCUGGCAUGGAUCCAUCCCUCGAUCCGUACGGCGCCCACCACGGCCACGCCGGUUCCAUCAUGCCGUACGGCUUCCGCCUGCCCGGCUCCGGAUCCGACGGCGGCGCUGGCGGCGGCUCGCCUGGCGGCGGCCCCUCUCACCCCUACGCGGCCCACCCGCACCACAUGCACCACGCGCAUCACCACCCACACUCGCACCUCUACCCGCCGCACCACGCGCCGCACCCGCACUCGUACCCGAGCCACAUGGACCCGCAUGGCGGCGGCCCUGGCGGCCCCAGCGGCGGCGGCGCGCUGCCGCCGCUGCCUGGCGGCGGCAACGGCGGCGGCUCUGAGGGCGGCGCUGGCGACAUUGGCGCCCUGAUGAUGAUGGGGCACGGGGACGGCGACAUCUUCGGCCUCACUGACGGACUGGACCUGGCGUCACUCACGGCGCUGAUGGGGCCCGGCGAGGGCGGCCACGGCGGCGGCGAGGCGGGUGGCGCCGGCGACAUGGCGAUGGCCCACGAGGCGAUGGCCGGCCUGCACGCCGACGCCAUGUUGUCCGGCCUCACACUCGGAGCCCAGCACCAGCAGCACCAGCAGGGGCACCAGCAGGGUCACCAGCAGGGGCACCACCAGCAGCAACAACAACAGCAGCGACAACAGCAACAGCAGGGCCAGGCGCAGCAGCAGCAGCAACAGGGAGGUGCGUCUUCCUCCCUGCACGAGCAGCAGCAGCAGCAGCAAGGGCAGGCGCUGACACCUCGGGGCGGUGGCGCCCGCGGCUCCGGCUCCGGCCCCGUCACCUCCACCACCCCCUCCACGCCGCUGUCGCACCCGCCGCCUGGGCCGACGCCUGCGCACGUGCCGCACACAGUCACCACACUGCCGCCGCAGCUGCAGGCCGUCGCGUCCUCGCCCUUCCCCGUCCACCCGCUGCGCCAGGCCGCAUCUCAGGGCUCGGCGCUGCAGGGUGCUGCCAGCGCGCCGCUGGCCGCCGGCGGCCACCCGCACUAUCCACCUCACUCGCACCUGCACCCCCACCACCCGCACCGCUCGGUGGCGCACAGCAUGUCCCAGGGCAGCUACCCGCUGCCGCCGCUGCAGCCGCCGCCCUCCUCGUCCUCGCUCCAGGGGCUGCAGGCUCACGACAGCGGCGCCGCCGGACCCGAGGCGGCGGCGGCGGCGGCGCAGCUGCCGAUCCGCGGCAGCCUGCCCUUCCCGCCCGCCGCCCAGCAGCACUCCCAGCAGCAACAGCAGCAACCGCUCCAGCACUCGCACUCACAACCGCAUCAGCAUCAUCAGCAUCAGCACCAACCGCUGGAGAUGCUGGAGGGCGAGCACCCGGCGGCGGCGCCACAGCCGUCCUCGAGCCAGGCCGCAGGCGCCGAGUCCUCCGGGGCGGCUCCGCCACCGCCGGCCGCGGGCGGAUUGCCGCCACACGGCGGCCACGGCGCAGUAAUGCUGCACCCCGGCGUGCGGCAGCGGCUGCCGUCGGGCCACCCGCCGCCCAUGCACCCCCACCACAUGCAUCCAGCCUACUUGUACGGGCCCUACGGGCCGCCGCCGCCGGGUUACGGCCCGCCGCCGCCGGGCUAUGGCCCGCCGCCGCCGCAUCUGGUGCCGCCGCCGGGCCGAGUGCCGCUGCCCCCCAUGCACCCCGCCGCCUCCGCCGCCCGCAGCUCGUCGUCUCAAGCGCCGGGCGGCGCAGUGGGGCCGCCACCGGGCUAUCCCGGAGGCCCGCCGCCGCCUGGGUACCCCGGCGGGCCGCCUCCUCCCUACAUGCGCGCCUACUACAAGUCCGCCGGCAGCCGACCGGGCGUGCCACGUGGCAUGUUGCCGUACCCGCCGCCGUAUAUGCAUAUGUACGGCCCGCCGCCGCCUCACCACGGCAUGCCGCCGCCCGGCUACCCCGACUACCCCCCGCACCCCAUGGCCCCGCCGCACCACCCGCACGCCCACCCAGACGCCAGCGGCGGCGGCAGCGGCGGCGGCCCCGCCAGCACCUCGGGUGGCGGCGCCGCCGGCAGCACAGCCGCCGGAGGCCCGCCGUACACUCCUGUGAAGGGUGGUCCGGGGGCGCCGCCGCCAUUGGCGGGCUACGACCCCAUGAUGCCGUCUGCCUACCCGCCAAUCCCGGGCGGCAGCAGCGGCAGCGGCCCGCACCACCACCACCACCACCACCUGCACGCGCAGCACCACCAGCAGCAGCAUCACCAGCAGCACCGGCUGUCGUCCGUGCAGAGCGACCCAAGCAUGGUCUCUGCGGCAGCGGCAGCCGCGGGCAUGUAUCACCCCCACUACCCGCCGUACCCCGGAUACGGCCCGCCGCCGCCACACUCGGGAAGUGUGACCAGUGGCGGCGGCAGCGCCAGCACCCACGGCGGGCAGAUGGUGGUGGCUGGCCGCACAAUGGCCAUGACGCCGGCGGAGGCGGCGGCUGGCGGCGGCGGCGACAUGGCGAUGAUGAGCCGCAUGGGCAGUGAGCCGGUGGCGGCGGCCACGUCGCCGGCGGGCCAGCAGCCGGACAUGCACGGCGGGCUGUGACGGCAUAUGCCGAGGCGUGGGAAGCCCCCGCGGGUGCUCAGUGGGUUGGGCGGUGUUGACGGCCGGUGAUGGGUGAGGUGAGGGCUUUGGUGCGGCGCGGCACUGGGCGCAGCAGGCGGCCGGGACACGCCGGCGGCACCACCUCCACCACCACCACCACCUUUACCAGACCCGACGGCGGCUUAGCAUCCUGACACAAAGGACUCCACAAGUUGGCGUUGACAGCUCUGCGGAUGCGGUGGGUGCAAGAGCGCUUGUCACGAAGCAGGAGCGAUGGCGUUGAUUCUCGCGAGCUCGCCACCCCGGUUCUUGCAACACUCCACACUCCACACCAUACAUGGAUCCAGCUUCAUUACCUGUCGGAGGUGGGGUUUAGAACGCAACCUCCGGAAGAAGAGUAUUGUGGAGCAGGAUGUGUGUGCAUGUGCGCGUGCGUGUGUACGACACAUGUCACACGGGAACGGCACCUCGGUCUGCGUGCCGGCCGCGUUUUGCAGCGGGCGAGUGCACGUGGGCAGAGGCAGGUACGGGUCCCGGCUUGCCGAGCAGGCAAGGCGGCUUGCAGUGAGGUACUACCAAAGAAUACCGGGCGUGCUCAGCAAUGCUUCUUCCUUCUUCUUAGUGCGGCGUGUACGUCCUAGUCUUCUAACCUCGCCGAUUUUGCGGGCGCCGUGUUGAUUAACACGGCCAGACCCUGUUUGUCGUGUCUGGUGGAGUUCCGGCUUGUGGCCGGACGAGGCUGGGACAGCAAGCAAUUACAGUAUAUCUAUGAUACCUGAUUCUGGUUGAGGUAACGAUUCUUCCUAGGCAUCAGCGCUUGAGGGCGGUUUGGAGAGUGGAUACACGAGGAUUGGACGAUCGGGUAGGCGCGUCUAUUGGCUGCUGGCUGGGCUCUUGAUCAGGGCCGGCGUGACAGAAUUAACACACUGCUCUGCGAGAGCAUCUAGAAUUGCUAUUUGGCCAGCGACGUGUUGUAAUGUGAUGAUAGGCGGGUCAACCUGGUCAACGGAUAGCGUGCCUAGCUGAGGAAUGCGCACGAUUGCUCAAUCGUGGACGGCUUGCCAACGAGAGAGGGGAUGUAGGUUGUGUGUAGGGAGAAGAGCACAGUAGUCAUCACCCAGGGGCACUCUGCUCUUUCCGCAGAGUGCUCCGGCUGAUCGAUAAGCCUAUUGAUUGAUGCACUUAGAUGUAUUUAGGCGUUCUUCAUAGACGUGUGUGUGCCCUGUGCCUGUGUGUUGUGUGUGGCACGUACCCGCAUCGUGCCUACACACAGUCCUGUGGACUUCUGCAUUACAUUGCAUUCACUUCUUCCACUUCUCUUCCUUAACUCUCUCUCUCCUCUUUCGCAAGCGUUGAGGGUGCCGUGGCUUGGUGGCAUGAAUUGAUGACACAGAGUGAAAGCGUGCGUUCGACUUCGGAGCCUUCUGUAAUCAAUGAGCACU
Chlamydomonas reinhardtii is the source of this 6060-nucleotide messenger RNA. RefSeq lists its product as uncharacterized. NCBI's taxonomy places the organism in Eukaryota, Viridiplantae, Chlorophyta, Chlorophyceae, Chlamydomonadales, Chlamydomonadaceae. Gene Ontology annotation, cellular component: nucleus. Gene Ontology annotation, biological process: regulation of DNA-templated transcription. Gene Ontology annotation, molecular function: RNA polymerase II cis-regulatory region sequence-specific DNA binding; DNA-binding transcription factor activity, RNA polymerase II-specific. The record is from RefSeq and is a predicted model, not a curated record. The coding region runs from base 452 to 4618 and encodes 1388 amino acids. The transcript has 6 exons.